GUUCUCUUGGACUUUCUACCCUCACUCCCACCCCCCACCAUCACAAAUAAAACAGAAAAAUUUCCAAAUGUAUUACAAAUAAAGUAACAAAAUGAGUCAGUUUUACAAAAAUUCUUUUUUCAUUUUUAUGAUAUAUUUAGACCUUAGAAGUUGGUCCCAAGCCAAAAGUCUUCCUGCUCCACCCAGCUAAUGGAGGUGGAGCUUUAUUUAACCAACUGAUAACCCAAGAGACUUCAUUUGUCUUUCUGGGCCUCCUGGAGACAAUACUGGCCAGUAAUCAUUCUGGGCUUUUCAGAGUGAACAUAUUUCUGGAGUACCACGAUUACUGAGUAGCAGCCCACUGUUCCCUUCGAAGACAAUGCCUUCCAUAUUUAAGAUGGUCACUGGAAAAGUAGUGCGUGAAUUGAAUGAGAAUGGAGACCUAAUUCCCAUUAGGAACCUCAUUGACGCUGACAAAUUCCACUGUUGCUCUCUGGUGUGCAAAAAAAAGAGCUUUUUCCCUUUCUUUAAACCUCACUACUGGAAGACAGGGCUUACUGUGGAUGACCUUCUGGAGGCCUCCGAUGAGCUGGACUGUGUCUUCACAGAGGUGGCAGAAAAAAAGAAUUCUAGAAUUAAGGACAAUGUGAAAAUGAAGAUGAGAACUGAAAUGAAUAUACCCCAUGUUACAUCUGUAAAUGGGGAAGUUGAUUUCUCUACAAGGUUAGAGUUAAAGUUAAAGUUCUGGGAGAUUUCCCAGGAAGGAAAGGAAUCUUUGUCCCAGAGGAAGCUGAAAAAAGAGAUGCCUUCCCUAGUGGAAGCAUUGAAGAAAAGAGGAGAAAAUCUGUAUAUGGUGAUAGAAACGGUGGAGUUGGCCGAGGAACAAAGCGUAGAGAGGAAAUAUUUCGUGGACACUUCCUUCAAAUCUCUAAUAAUGAAAAUAGAGGGCUGUGUGGAUGUGAGUAUCAGCAGUGCCGUCACCAUCCCUUCUAAGAGUGUCCUUGCCUGCAGAAUUAACCUGCUGGUCUUCGAGGAGAAGCACUGCCGAAUUUCUCAUUUUGAUGAUAAAAAUUCCUUCUCUUCCGAAAGUGAUAGUGGCCAGAGAUCAGCAAAGCCGACUGAGGAAUGGCCCGAAACUCUGGAGAGCUUCAGUGAUCUGCAGGAGAAGGUGAAGAACUUGAUCUGGGCCCUCCAAGACCUGACAGAAACGCAGCGGAAGGCUGUGCUGGACUUGCUUACCAGGCUUCUGCAGGACGAGGCACUGGGGGAGAUGGAGGGAAAGGUGGCUAUGGCCCUUUUCACGGAAGAGCUAAGUGACCCUGAGAACCCUCUCCUGAGCGUCCUGUUUGAUGCCUCUGGGAGCUCCAUGCAAAACCAGGCUGAGGGCAUCCUGGAUUUCCUUGAGGCCCUGACAGAGCUAAAAGAAGAGCAACAGAAGAUACUGCCUAAGGUUGUGGAGAAAGGACUCUUGUCCGAGACAAUGAAGUUGGUGGAAGACCUCUUAAGGCAGUCAGAAACAUUCUCUCUGAAGGCUGACUCAAUCACCCACACCCUUGUGGGGAUAUGUGACCCAGAGGGCAAGCUAGAACAACCUGUUACCUGGGACUCAGAGACAUGUCACUCACUCUGUGCCCUGUACACAGUUCUUUCUGUCCUGAUGCUCUUAGCUCAAGGUUCAGUUUCUGUCCCCUAAUUUUGUUUCCCAGGGCUCAGUAAUUUAAAUGUUGAUCAAAACGGCUUCAUAGAUUUUAUUCCAAAGAAGAAAAAGAAUGACCAAAGACAUGUAUAAUCUUUGUGUAAUAGAGUGUAAGCUCCCUGAGGACAAGAACUGUUAAAUUUUUGCCUCAGUAAAUCUCAGAAUGGAAAAGGACUCUAGAGUCUACCUAAUCCAACCCAUACUUUAAAGAUAUUAAAUUUAUCCUGUAUCUUUUUUUAUUGAUUCUA
Molecule: messenger RNA, 1923 nt
Organism: Sarcophilus harrisii (Tasmanian devil)
Lineage: Eukaryota; Metazoa; Chordata; Mammalia; Dasyuromorphia; Dasyuridae
Gene: GSDMB
Product: gasdermin B
Exons: 11
Coding region: 359-1672 (437 amino acids)
Biological process (GO): defense response to bacterium; pyroptotic inflammatory response
Molecular function (GO): phosphatidylinositol-4-phosphate binding; phosphatidylserine binding; phosphatidylinositol-4,5-bisphosphate binding
Source: RefSeq, a predicted model, not a curated record